Molecule: messenger RNA, 2832 nt
Organism: Scleropages formosus (Asian bonytongue)
Lineage: Eukaryota; Metazoa; Chordata; Actinopteri; Osteoglossiformes; Osteoglossidae
Gene: col9a1c
Product: collagen, type IX, alpha 1c
Exons: 38
Coding region: 1-2832 (943 amino acids)
Biological process (GO): extracellular matrix organization
Molecular function (GO): extracellular matrix structural constituent conferring tensile strength
Source: RefSeq, a predicted model, not a curated record
AUGGGCCACAGAUCCUCCACUAUGGUGAGUCCAUCGUGUCAUCUGCUCCCCUCGGCCUGCCUGGUCCUUCUUUCCCUACUUUGCACCUCUGUGCUGGGCCAGCUCGAUCUCAGUCGGCUGGAUGGGGACACAGUCUGCCCGCCCAUGAGAAAUGGACAGGAUGACCUUCCAGGUUUUGAUUUGAUCACGCAGUUCCAGCUGGACAUCAUUCCACUGAAAGGAGUGAAGAAGGUAGAGGGUUCGACGCCACUUCAAGUGGCGUACAGGCUCGACCGGGAGGCCAAAUUUCAAAUUCCGACGAGGUUGAACUUCCCACGAGGCUUUCCAGAUGAAUACUCCUUCAUGACUACGUUCCGAAUGAUGAAGAAUACAGUGAACAAGGUGUGGAACAUCUGGCAGGUGGUGGAUGAGGAUGGGCGGAAGCAGGCUGGCCUCCGACUCAAUGGAGACCAGCAGGCCUUGGAGUUCUUCCUGAUCGGCAUGGAUGGUCAGCUACAGACCGUCACCUUCCCAGGACUGUCAGUCCUCUUCAACACCAAGUGGCACAAGGUCAUGGUGGGUGUGGAGUGGGACCAGGUGACCCUCUACGUGGAUUGCCAGCCGGUGGACAGCAAGCCUAUUAAGGGCAAAGACUUAAUCAAUACGGAAGGGGACACCCUCAUUGGGCGGCUGGAUGCCGAUCCAAACUCAUCUGUGGUGUUUGAGCUCCAGUGGAUGCUGAUUCACUGUGACCCUAAGAGGGCCCAAAGAGAGAGCUGUUCUGAAUUGCCACAACCAGAGAUGUUUCCAAAUGCUGAGCCUGAUCCAAAACCAAUCCCAGGCCUUCCAGGUCCCCAGGGCCCAGAAGGGCCCCGUGGCCCGCAGGGAGAAGCUGGCAGAGACGGACGAGAUGGCCUCCCAGGUCAGCCAGGAACUCCUGGAGCUCCUGGCAGCAAAGGGGAGAAAGGUGAAAUCGGUUUGCCAGGGCAGCGGGGACUCCCCGGACUUCCAGGACCCACCGGAUCACCUGGGCCAAUGGGACCUAGAGGCCCAGUUGGUGAGAGAGGACUUCCUGGCUUUCCAGGCUCUCCUGGCCCCCCCGGGCCUGCCAUUGUUGGACCUCCGGGUCCACCUGGGACCCCCGGGGAGCCAGGAGAUUCUGGAAACAUCGGACCUGAGGGUCCACCUGGACCAAGGGGUGGUCUUGGACCAGCAGGACCUCCUGGCCCUCCUGGACCCCCAGGGCCUUCAGGACCACCUGGUAUCACCAACACAGAGGCCAGUGGGGAUUUUUGCCAAGCAGCUUGUCCAGCUGGACCUCAGGGAAAUCCAGGUGUUCCAGGAAUGAAGGGUCACAAAGGCAAUCAGGGCCCCCCCGGUGAACCUGGACGCCCUGGACAAAAGGGAGAGCCAGGACCAUCAGGGGUCCAGGGCCUACCAGGGCGUACAGGGAGCGAGGGACAAAGGGGACCCAUAGGCUAUCCUGGCACCUCUGGCGAUAAAGGUGACAGGGGACCACCAGGAUUCAAUGGAAUUCCUGGACCAACUGGACCUCCUGGUCCUCCUGGCCUGGAAGGAACUCGAGGACGUCAGGGUUUGGAAGGCCCUAAGGGUGACCAAGGUCCAAUUGGUUCUCCUGGGGAGCAGGGCCUCCCGGGUCAGAAAGGGGAACAGGGAGACCCAGGUAAAGAUGGCAGAGAUGGAGUACCCGGGCAGGAUGGUGUCAAGGGAGAGCCUGGUUUGCCUGGGUCUAUAGGUAUAAGGGGUCUUGUCGGAAUUCCGGGGUUGCCCGGGAAGCAGGGGUUGAUGGGUCCUCUGGGAGAAAAGGGGGAGCCCGGGGCUGAUGGAGCUAUGGGCCCCCCAGGGCCUCCUGGUAAACCGGGAGCAGACGGCGCAGCGGGUGAAAACGGAAUUCCAGGAGCGAAGGGAUCUACCGGUGACCCUGGAAAGCCAGGACCUGUCGGUCCGCCGGGCCUUCCUGGACCCCAGGGUGAUAAAGGGAGCAAGGGCGACGUGGGUCUCCGUGGAAUCAAAGGACACACAGGACAAAAAGGAGACAUGGGCCCAGCUGGUCCCGUUGGACCAAAAGGAAAUGAGGGUACCCCAGGUGCUGUUGGAAAACCAGGACCAAGAGGCGAAAAGGGUCCUGCCGGCAUUCCUGGGCUCACAGGAGAGCCUGGAGCUAAAGGAGAAAGGGGAUCUAAAGGUCCAGAUGGGAUGCCAGGCCAGCCAGGACACACAGGGAUGAGUGGGCCCAUGGGCCCCCGGGGACUGGAAGGGGAGAGGGGUAUUCCUGGGCCCCCAGGACCCCGUGGCUUACCUGGUCCCAAAGUCAGCGACCACAAAAUCCACGAGAUCUGCAGCAGCAUCGUCGAAGCACAAUUAGCAGAGUUUAAAAAAGCUGCCCUGAAAAUGCCAGCGGCCAUAGGAGCUCCAGGAAGCCCAGGACCCAUGGGACCCCCAGGUCCUCCAGGACCAUCUGGCCCUGCUGGUACAGCUGGUGUUCCUGGGCAAAGGGGUUCAACAGGUCUCCAAGGGCCACCGGGGUUCCAUGGAGUACCUGGACAGAAGGGUGAGACUGGAGCCAAAGGUGAGAAAGGAGAUGUAGGAGAAGGAAUCCGAGGAAGUCCAGGCCAGCCAGGUCCCCCAGGUGCACCUGGAGUUCCUGGCAUUGGGAAAGAUGGACGGGAUGGUGCCCGUGGAGACACUGGACGCCCCGGGAACCCUGGUGCCCCCGGUCCUAGGGGGCCAGUGGGGGCACCAGGACUGUGUGACCCUUCGGACUGCUUUGGGAGGACACCGAUCUUUAUGCCUGUCAGUGGCAAGAAAUCCAUAAAUGUCAAGGGCCCUUGA